GAAGGCGGCGGUUAGGACGCUGCAUGGGGAGGUUUGAGGGGCAGGUGGAGUGACGCUGCCGCCCUCUUCCCGCCGUUUCAUACCCUGUUCCUGGUGACCUGCCUAUAUAGAGGGGCUUGGACUUAAUGUGGAAGCCCCCCGACCCCAUAUUAGGGAAGUGGAGGCCUGUUUUGAAACUACACAAAACUUUGUAAAAAGGCCAGUAGCGUACUGAAGUUAACUAUCAUCUUCUGUCUGGACACAUCAUAUGCAUCUGCAGACUAAACCAUGCCAGCAUUGUCAACUGGAUCCGGAGGGGAGACAGGUUUGUAUGAGCUGCUGGCUUCGUUGCCAGCCCAGCUGCAGCCACAUGUGGACAGCCAGGAAGACCUGACCUUCCUCUGGGAUAUGUUUGGUGAAAAAAGCCUUCAUUCACUGGUAAAGAUUCAUGAGAAAUUGCACUACUAUGAAAAACAGAGCCCUGUCCCCAUGUUGCAUGGUGCAUCAGCUUUGGCAGAUGAUCUGGCUGAAGAGCUGCAGAGCAAACCACUAAACAGUGAGAUCAGAGAAUUGCUGAAACUACUGACAAAACCCAAUCUCAAGGCUUUGCUUUCUGUGCACGACACUGUUGCUCAAAAAAACUAUGAUCCAAUAUUGCCUCCCAUGCCUGAUGACAUUGAUGAAGAAGAAGACUCUGUGAAAAUAAUCCGGCUUGUCAAAAACAGAGAACCGCUGGGGGCUACGAUUAAAAGAGAUGAGCAUACUGGAGCAGUUGUUGUGGCUCGGAUAAUGCAUGGAGGAGCUGCAGAUAGAAGUGGUCUCAUUCAUGUUGGUGAUGAACUUAAAGAAGUCAAUGGAAUUCCUGUAGAUGAUAAAAAACCGGAAGAAAUUAUACAAAUUCUGUCCCAGUCUCAAGGAGCCAUUACAUUUAAAAUUAUACCUAGUAUCAAAGAAGAAACCCCAUCUAAAGAAGGCAAGAUUUUUAUGAAAGCUCUAUUUGACUAUGAACCCAGUGAGGAUAAAGCAAUUCCCUGUAAAGAAGCUGGACUUCCUUUCAGAAAAGGUGAUAUUCUUCAGAUCAUGAGCCAAGAUGAUGCAACCUGGUGGCAAGCCAAACUUGAAGGUGAUGCCAAUCCCAGAGCAGGCUUAAUUCCUUCAAAACAGUUCCAGGAAAGGAGACUUGCAUUGAGGAGAUGUGAUAUACAGGUUCAGCCACUGAAAAUUUCCAAUCGAAAAUCAUCUAGUUUUAGGAGAAGUUUUCGUCUAAGCAGAAAAGACAGAAAAACAAACAAGACUAUGUAUGAAUGCAAGAAGAGUGAUCAAUAUGAUACUGCAGAUGUCCCAACCUAUGAGGAAGUAGCAAAAUAUAGACGGCAGCCUAAUGAGAAAUACAGACUUGUUGUCUUGGUUGGUCCUGUGGGUGUAGGACUGAAUGAACUGAAAAGGAAAUUGUUGAUCAGUGAUACACAGCAUUACGGUGUAACCGUGCCACACACCACAAGAGCGAGAAGAAGCCAAGAAAGUGACGGCGUUGAGUACACUUUUAUUUCCAAGCACUUGUUUGAGACAGACGUGCAGAAUAACAAAUUUAUUGAAUAUGGGGAAUAUAAGAACAAUUACUAUGGUACCAGCAUAGACUCAGUUCGAUCUGUUCUGGCUAAAAAUAAAGUUUGUUUGUUGGACGUUCAGCCUCAUACAGUGAAGCAUUUAAGGACAUUAGAAUUUAAACCAUUUGUCAUAUUUAUAAAGCCUCCAUCAAUUGAGCGUUUGCGAGAAACCAGAAAAAAUGCCAAGAUAAUUUCAAGCAAAGAUGAAAAGGGUGCUGCCAAACCCUUUUCAGAAGAAGACUUUCAAGAAAUGAUUAAAUCAGCACAAGUUAUGGAAAGCCAGUACGGUCAUCUUUUUGACAAAGUUAUAGUAAAUGAUGAUCUAACUAUAGCAUACAAUGAGCUUAAAACAACCUUUGACAAAUUGGAAAGAGAGGUCUUCUGGGUUCCAGUCAGUUGGGUACAUUCUUAACACUGUAACAAAUAAAAAGGAUUCAUGGAACUUUUAAAGGGUGCUUAGGUGGACCUACAGGCCGUUUUGUUCUUGGGAAGCUUUUCUUGCUUUGGCACAUUGAUGAUUUUACAAACUUUGUGCAGUGGAAUGCUGAUCUUUUCUGUGUAUGAGCCUUCCUGUUUGGAAAUAGGUUUUAUGAGGCAAAGACAACAAUGAAGCCUUAUUUUACUUGAUUCAGCUAACUUAAAAGAAAACAAAGCCCCAGUUAUUGUGAUACCACGUUCUAUAAAUAGAUUGUGCCUCCAACGUGGGACUUCCUUGAAGCCAAGAAGAUCAAAAGGUGUGAGAUCCAUGUUAAAGUGGCCUUAGAUGUUGCCGCUGCCAGGAUGGGAUGAGUGCUAAUGCUUCAAGAAUAUAAAACUGGAGGAGACGAAAAGGGGCUAAUAUUUUCUUAGAGUAUAAGUGUUGAAAUUGGAUUAUUAUAAACAUGGAUUUCUUUUGUGUGGACUGUUUUCCCUGUUCAGCCUGACUUUGGUAUAUUUAUCAAGGGAGCAAAUUUAACAUACUGGGUCAAUAAAUUUUACUGUGGUCUACAGCUACAAUCUGUUACUCCUGUGGCUAUGCUCUAAGAGGAAUAUAUGCUGGAAUGCAUUGCAUGCUUGGAGGUAACUUUGAUAUUUUAAGUGAACAAGAAGCAAUAAAAUGUUUUGCAUUUAAAACUUUAAAGUUAAACUAUUGUGGUAUUCAAAGCAAUGGAAAGCUUUAAAUUUAAACAUCAGCUCUUGGGUUGGUUAGAGUAGUUUUUAUGUAACUCAUGAGAUGGAGUGGAGACUUUGCAAUAGAGGCAGCAGCAUAACUGGAUUUUAUUUAUAUACGUGCUUUAUUGUUUUAAAAAUUCACCUUUUAUAAAGUAGCCUUUGUGAGACUUCAGAAGCUAUUUUUUUAUUUUGAAAACUUGUUAAUAAAAACUUGUGUAUCGUUCUCAUUUUACACCACCUUGUACAGCAGAAAUACAGAAAAUGUUCUCUGGAAUGAAGAAAUUGAUUUUUCUUUUUUUUGCCUCUUGUGUUCCUGUUGAAACAAAGUAUAUUAAUAGAUAUGGAUGCAUGUUCUGUGUAAGUGAAUCUGUCUUACCAAUAAUGUGUGACGGUGACGCAUCACAACUUUGGCAUGCAAACAGGAAGCCUAGUUAUUUUAUGUUAACAUGUACAAGGCUUAGCUGACUUAUUUAAAGGCAAAAGAAUUUAGUGAGACUUUAUAUAUUUAUGAAAAGAGGUGAGAAGGGAUAUUAAUUUUUUUGGAUUUGUUGUCAAUGUGAUCAUUUAUUACACAGAUCACUAGGUAUCUGUGAUUUAAAACAUUGGCUUUAUAAAUUUAACAUUCCAUAUAAAUAUUUUACUUCAGAUGCAGAUAAACUGCCAGGUCUUUGCAAAUGUAGUCUAAAUAGAUGGUUGGGGUUUUUUUUUUUGGUUCAUUGCAUUUAUGUUUUUAAAUUGUGUAAUACAAGCAAAGUGCCAACAACCAAAUGUAGCCUUUUUGGAUAUAUUUUUGCUAGUUUGACGCAUCUUGCAUUCUGGCACUGAACAUUUACAAUAUAAUCUUUAGUGUAUCUCAGGUCUUGCUAUUUUGAAUGAAUUAAAUGUGACUGUUCUUCCACAAUGCCAUUCGGUUGUAUGAAAAUACUGAGCUGUAAUUUUUUCCCACUAAAAUGUAGAAAUCUUUCAAGUAUUCCACUGAAUAAUUCACCUUUGGUUUUUUUUUUUAAUUAGGUACUAAGUAUAUCUGAUUUUCAGUGCAUGCAGUAAGAAUUACUGCCAGGUCUGCUUGUUAUCUCUCAAGGUCUGGUUUUGGUGUACAGAAGAGUGCACUUAAAAAUUGCUCAGUGUAUAGUCUCUAGCAGUGAGCUUCAAUGUUUCCAGACCAGGGACUCGUCUUUAAUUCCCAAGUAGCAGCCUGGGGUACACUGAACUACAAGCACAGGAUACCAGAGUGGUGCGACAGGAAGAGGAGGAGUCAAAGCUAUAACCUUACUGGUAUGAAGGCCAGGUCUGUGGCAGCUGACCAAGGAAGCUGGAGACAGGAAACACUGGCUGAGCACCACUAGGUGUAUCAUAGUGAGAACAAACCAAGGCUCAGAGCCAUGGAGGAGUCCUCUCAAUUGUUGACAUUGCCUCACAGUCCUGCUGCUGCUAUCAUAAUGCACUUGAGUUCUAAGUGUACACAUAACAAGCAGGUCUUUCAAAUAGGAGUAGAAACAUGCAACUCUAUAAGGACUCAUGAUGACCCAACCAGUGAGUCUCUGUGAUCCACCUAAGGGCUGUGACCGGUGGAUUGAAAACCACUUGGCUAUACUGUGUGACUCCCUCUUCUGUUGAAAACAAACAUACAUUUGGAUUGUAGGUAUUAUAAGUUACAACAGUCUUGACACUUUUACAAUAGGAAUUCUGACAGAUUUAUCAGUGACUGAAACCUGGACUAUAACAUCAAUAAGGACUAUGUUCUUGCAAUAAUCUCAACUAUUAGUUGGUGUAAGAUUGUCACCGCCUUUGGUUUGAGAGAGAAUUUGCAAGCCUGAUAGCUAUGGUAUAAUUUCCCAUGCUUCGGGUGAAUUUUUUACAUCUUUUUAAAAUAAAAAUGGGGUUAGCUCUGAUCUGCACACAACUUUGCACAGGUAGGAGCUGUCCAUUCUCUUCAGUGUUAGGGAAUGCUCCAUGUACACACUUGAACUGUGUUGAGCUUUGAAUUUAUGUAUAUAGGAUUGACAUAUUUUAAAAACAAAAACCUGACAUCUGUUUCUGGCUAAAAGUGAAACUGGCUUAAAUUUUGAACUCCUCCACAUUGUACUGCAUGGUUCUGGGUACUUUGUUUUUAUGUCUGUGUGCAGAUAUCCUUAUUGCAUUUUUGCUGUUUUGUCACUGUAAAACAAAUGUUGAACUUUUAUAUUUUUCUGAAUUCACAGCAAUACUUGAAGAUGUUUUCACUUAUAUCUAAAUUGUAUCUGAAAUACAGCUUUAUCAUAAUAAAUUAUUGUCAUAAUGUA
Eublepharis macularius is the source of this 5020-nucleotide messenger RNA. It is a transcript of the gene MPP7, whose product is annotated as MAGUK p55 scaffold protein 7. The record is from RefSeq and is a predicted model, not a curated record. Gene Ontology annotation, cellular component: plasma membrane; cell-cell junction. The coding region runs from base 268 to 1998 and encodes 576 amino acids. Lineage: Eukaryota; Metazoa; Chordata; Lepidosauria; Squamata; Eublepharidae. The transcript has 17 exons. Gene Ontology annotation, biological process: protein localization to adherens junction. Gene Ontology annotation, molecular function: protein binding.